Oncorhynchus nerka (sockeye salmon) is the source of this 1000-nucleotide messenger RNA. RefSeq names its product B-cell receptor CD22-like. The record is from RefSeq and is a predicted model, not a curated record. NCBI's taxonomy places the organism in Eukaryota, Metazoa, Chordata, Actinopteri, Salmoniformes, Salmonidae. The coding region runs from base 191 to 1000 and encodes 269 amino acids. The transcript has 4 exons.
UCUGGUUUACACAGAAACACCCUGUAGAUGUCAGGUCAUAUCCAGAGUCUGCAGGUCGUGUGCAGUACAAUAGGAACACAGAGAACCACCACACCAUGACAAUAACACACCUGACAGAGAAGGACUCGGCUGAAUACAAAUUCAGAAUAAUAACAACAGAUGAGGGAGAUUUUCUGGUCUUCCUGGUGUGAUGUUGACUGUCACAGAUAUCCUGUUGGAGAUGGAUCCUACGUCUGUGUCAGAGGGGGAGAGAGUCACACUGAGAUGUAGAACCAAAUGUACAGUCGGUCUCAACCCCACCUACAUCUGGUACAAGAACAGACAACGUCUGACCAACACAAUCACCAGUUAUAACAUGAUCUGCAGUCACUAUUACAUCAUCUCUGUAAUACAUGGUUCUACAUGUCAGUGUAAUAUACUAAUCUCUACUAAUUUACAUCAUCUCUUGGUGGCUUACAUGUUAUAUGACUUGUUAUUUGUUCUGUCAUCUUCAACACCAGAUGGUCCAAGGAACACCUCAGUGUCAGUCAGUCCCUCUGGUGAAAUAGUGGAGGGCAGUUCAGUGACUCUGACCUGCAGCAGUGAUGCCAACCCACCUGUGGACAAAUCACCUGAUAUAUAUUCUGACCUCAAAGGAAAGUAUUGUGACACAUUUCUCCAUCAGAUAAACCAAGAGAACAUCUCAGUGUCAGUCAGUCCCUCUGGUGAAAUAGUGGAGGGCAGUUCAGUGACUCUGACCUGCAGCAGUGAUGCCAACCCACCUGUGGACAAAUACACCUGGUACAAGAAGAACGUAACCUCACCAAAAGCAUCAGGACAGAGUUACAGCAUCACUAACAUCAUCUCUGAGGACAGAGGAGAAUAUUACUGUGAGGCCCAGAAUGGAAGAGGAUCUAUGAACUCUACAGCUCUGAUGAUCAUUGUAGCAGGUAAAGUUACAUCUUCAAUACUUCAAUACAAAUUGACAGGUUUCAAGCUGAUCUUAAUCAUUGUGUUUUGA